GAAGCCCGGCUCGCUGGGCCCACUUGACGCUUAAUAGCCCUAAGUGGAGCCUUGUUCUCCAAGCUCUUCUUCACUCCUCUCCUACAGCUUUGCUCGAUUUAUUCUCUCUCUCACACACAAACACACACUAAACCACAAGGCCGACUUUGAAGUUUGGUUUCUGAAGAACAAUCAGGGAUUUAGCUGCAAGAAAAGAAAUUGACUGUACCCCAAAAAAUAAAAAAGAAAAAGCUUUAAUGCUUCAGUUCGUAACAUCCUCUUUUUGAUUGAUUCUCCAGACAGCGGAUGGCCCUACCUCUCGGCAAGCUAACUAUCAUCGUUGGUGCAGUCAUGCUGUUGAAUUGGGUUCAGUUGAAGUGGGGAGUUUCUUUUGGAAUUUAAACCUCAAAUCAUCUUUUAAGUGGGUUAUCAAGAGGUAGUGAUACUAAGCAAUUGGGCUAAUUGGAACUUCUAUAAUGGUGAGGAGAAGCAAAAGUUAGUCCGGGCCUUGUCGGAUCAGUUUUAGCUAAAGAAGGGCGUAUAUCAGAUGUCUCUGACUUCUUUUCAGGUGCCUUGAAGGUUGUUCUGAGGCAACUUAGACAUGAUGAAUCUACCACUUCAAAGCCCAAACCACAGAAUGAUUCUCUCAUGCAACAGGUUAAUAGCCUUCGAGAGGAGCUGCAACUUUUGGCUUCAAAUAGAUCAAUUACAAUUGUGACAUCAAGUGCUGGCUCUGCUUCUGGCAGAUAUGGUGUAAUUGUGAUUGUUAUAGUGGUUGGAUAUGGCUGUAUAUGGUGGAAGGGUUGGAAACUCUCUGAUAUGAUGUUUGCAACCAGACGCAGUUUGUCUGAUGCGUGUUCUAGUGUAUCCAAACAACUUGAGAGUGUCUAUUCUGCAAUUUCUGCCACUAAGCGCCAUUUGUCUUCGAGAAUUGAUGGUGUGGAUAGUAAAAUUGAUGAAUGUGCGGGUAAUACAUCUGCCACAAAAGAAGAGGUGUCUAAACUACGAGGGGACCUGAGAUUGAUGGGUGCCGAUGUACAGUCAGUUCACCAUGUAGUCCGAUCCCUGGAAACAAAAAUCAGCAAGAUAGAAGGGAAACAGGGUGAAACACUCUUCGGGGUUGGCAGAUUGGUUUCAUUUGUGAAGAAUCUAGAACAUAGCAGAACCUUGGAUCCUAUUGAGGGUGCAUUGCCAAGUUCAUCUCGGCCAGCUCUUGAAAUGCAGCAAAUAACUCCAUCUAGGGCUGUGUCAUUGCCUUCUAAUUGUUCAGUGGAAUCGCCAUCGUCAUCUGCAUCUAAUGGGCCCAGCAAGCGUCCUUUGCAAGGUGGUGUCUUAGACUCGGGCUUGAAGCUGCAUGGAAUGUCAAAUGGAGUUGAAAUGUCCAGCCAAAGGAGUUCUCAGAUUUUUUCCAAUGACGUUCCUGUCUCAGAAGUGGCAAACGAGUCUUCUGGUUCUGGUAUCUUCGGCCUAAAGUCUUCUGGCGGUGCUUUUAAUAUGGUGAGAAGAAGCUGCAGCGCGAAGCUUUCAUUCAAUAUUUAAUAUUUAUCAUGCUUUUCACAUGAAACGUAGAUGAGAAAGGAUAUAUUUUUUGCCCUUUAAAAUACUACUAUAUAUUGGCCUCGCGUACGGGGUGCCAAGCCAUAUUCAUGGUCUUCGAAUUUUGUAGGGUUUUCUGUUCACCUUAUAAGGUUAAUUUAGGAUACAUGUAUGAAGUUCUGGAUAAAAUUACUGCCUAUAUUAUACAGUGAGACUUCUGGAAGGGAAAAGGAUACGUGGAAUCACAUCCGUUUUGUCA
Coffea arabica (coffee) is the source of this 1774-nucleotide messenger RNA. The record is from RefSeq and is a predicted model, not a curated record. Lineage: Eukaryota; Viridiplantae; Streptophyta; Magnoliopsida; Gentianales; Rubiaceae.